CAACAGUAUACCCUUACAUAAAUGGGAGCAGUAGUGUCUCGCAUGUCUGGCUUCUUGGAAGAGCACCCCAAGCUGAAGGUGGCCAAGAACAGGUUGAGCAAGCUGGCGUCUAACGGUCGGUGGUUGGGAGGCCACAUUGUGUGGACGGCUGUAGUGUCGGCGAUAGUGCUCGCGGUUCCAGUCUUCUUCGAAUACGAACGAGAGUGUCAGUUCUUCGACCAGAUGAAUCAACUCCAGCAGGCACAGAUGAACGCUGCUACUGCCUCGACGACUGCGUGAGGACAAUACAAAAUGAUGGUGAUUGUGGCGAUACCAAAGACUAUUUUUACUGCCAGUAUCGUUUCAGCUAC
This is a messenger RNA of Perkinsus marinus ATCC 50983, 350 nucleotides long. RefSeq lists its product as hypothetical. The record is from RefSeq and is a predicted model, not a curated record. Bases 22 to 279 code for a protein of 85 amino acids. Lineage: Eukaryota; Perkinsozoa; Perkinsida; Perkinsidae. The transcript has 4 exons.